CUCAAACAACGUCUUCCACGCGGUCAGGUCCCAAACCUCAUGAACGAUGAGAUUGUUGUGAUUGUGGAUGAGGCCCAAGGGUCAUACGAUGAUGAUUACCUGUGGAACCAUAUAAUAAAGUUAUUGAUAGACAAGCCUUGCAGAUAUAAACUACGCAUUUGUCUCUUCUGCUACUUUGGGAGUCCAUCAACGGGUGUGGAACCGCCUCAGGGUCUCAACUAUUGUCCAGCCACUAUACCCGAAAGACAAUGCAUAACACUCACGCCCCAAUCGUGUAGUGAUUCACCGAAAAUUGGCCUCUUCUAUACUGAGUCAGAGUUUGAUGACGUUCUUUGCCGAAUUCUCCGAUACGAAUUCCCCGACUUGGUAGUUACCAUUGAUGAAGAAGCUAAGAAAUACCUGUUCUCACUUACGAAUGGGCACCCCGGAGGCGUAACGGCGAUGAUACGGUUCGUUUGUGAGACCUAUCGCACCGACACGAAACAUGACAGGAUGUUUGCGAUAUCCCAGCAGUAUGUUCUCAACAUCCUCGACGGUGAUGAGGAAUCUGCUUUCAACUUCGUGGCGAAAUGCGGCGUGUCUCGCUCUUUUCCUAAACUAAAAGACCUUAAAGGUCCAGUUCGCGAAAUACUCUGCGAGAUUACAGAGAAGGGGCAUAUAAAUUGGGAACAGAGACCAGGGUUGGAGAAAUGCUAUGAAAGAGGCUGGAUCCACAGGAUGCAUACGGGUCCAGAAGGGAACCCAGACCAGUAUGAAAUUGCUGUUCUGCCGUCCCGCCUGCAUGAGAAAUGGCUUCAGUACCUCAUUAGCCAAGAUAAAAGAGCCUUGCCGUCGCGCUUCACCAACUUGACUCAGCUGUGUAUGGAAAUUCUACAUGAGUUUUCAAAGAUGAACCUGAAGCCUUCGACCACUGACAGGAAACUAUCCACCGCAGCACAACCUAGACCAGCUGAAACGCAGUACCAAGAUGAGUUCUACAGGGCGUUUUGUGAAGUAGCUGGCCGAGGGGUGCCAAUUUCCACAGAAUGGGCUAGGACGGCAUCCGGAAGAGCUGAUUUUUACAUACCAGAGAAGAAGUGGGCUGUUGAACUGGUGAGAAAUCAUGAUGAAAUUGACGAUCAUGUGAAGCGGUUUCAGGGGGGAGGGCAGUACAUUGAAUGGCUGCAGAAGAAAGCCGUUGAAGAUUGGAUUAUCAUUAAUUGCGCUACCAGUGUACCAACUUCAGGUUCGUUUCUUGUUCUGGCAUUAUAUUGCAUCUUGCUGACCACUUCAUAGAUCAUGAAGAAUGUCGACUUCUCCACGCUGUCUUUUUGAAUGACUUUACGGAGUUGCAGAUUCUUAAUCACAAAAGGCAAGCCUUGAGCGAAGUGGCUUGUCUAAC
Aspergillus costaricaensis CBS 115574 is the source of this 1381-nucleotide messenger RNA. RefSeq lists its product as uncharacterized. Lineage: Eukaryota; Fungi; Ascomycota; Eurotiomycetes; Eurotiales; Aspergillaceae. Bases 40 to 1275 code for a protein of 411 amino acids. The transcript is spliced from 3 exons. The record is from RefSeq and is a predicted model, not a curated record.